AAUAUCGGAUAGUGAAAUGCAAAUACUCUAAGCUUCCAAUGAAUUCGAACAAAUAUCAAACAAUAUAAUAGAUGCAUUUUAAAAUGACCAAAACCCAUUAUUGGUUUAAUAAAAGCUUAACAAGAUAAUCGAACAAACAACAACAGAAGAAUCAAAAUGCAAAAUCAUCAAAAGAAAUAAUCGACAACAUUAGUUCAAAAAAAAAGAAAGAAAGAAAUAAUCCCAAGCAUGUAACUUGGUAACGAAACCAAUCAAAAAUCAAUAGUAGGGGGUUUUGUAGACAUAUGGUGGUGGUGGAGACUUGUAAGUGACCUUAGGAGAAGGCGAGUAAUAUGUUGGAGGUGGUGGAGAGUUGUAAACAUAUGGUGGUGGUGGGGAGCUGUAAACAUAUGGUGGUGGUGGAGACUUAUAUUGAACCUUUGGAGAAGGAGAAUAAUAUGGUGGAGGUGGUAGAGAGUUGUAGACGUAUGGUGGUGGUGGAGACUUGUAAUGAACUUUUGGAGAAGGAGAAUAGUAUGGUGGAGGUGGUGGAGAGUUGUAGACGUAUGGUGGUGGUGGAGACUUAUAGUGAACCUUUGGAGAAGGAGAAUAGUAUGGUGGAGGUGGUGGAGAGUUGUAGACGUAUGGUGGUGGUGGAGAUUUAUAGUGAACCUUUGGAGAAGGAGAAUAGUAUGGUGGAGGUGGUGGAGAGCUGUAGACGUAUGGUGGUGUUGGAGACUUGUAGUGAACCUUUGGAGAAGGAGAGUAGUAUGGUGGAGGUGGUGGAGAGCUGUAGACAUAUGGUGGUGGUGGAGACUUGUAGUGAACCUUUGGAGAAGGAGAAUAGUAUGGUGGAGGUGGUGGAGAGCUGUAGACAUAUGGUGGUGGUGGAGACUUGUAGUGAACCUUUGGAGAAGGAGAGUAAUAUGGUGGAGGAGGUGGAGAGUUAUGCACAUACGGGCCUUGUCUUCUAUAUUGUGGUGGAGGAGGUGAUGAUGUCGAAUAGUAUGGAGAAUACUUUUUGGGUAGAUGUGGUGAUUUGUGUUGAUGAACCGGGGAAUUAUACUGUGGUGUUGGAGGUGAUGAGUAAGGAUAUGCUGCAGCAGCAAUGGCACUAA
Messenger RNA from Thlaspi arvense, 1097 nucleotides. The record is from the annotation of a GenBank genome assembly. Lineage: Eukaryota; Viridiplantae; Streptophyta; Magnoliopsida; Brassicales; Brassicaceae.